This is a messenger RNA of Polychytrium aggregatum, 1636 nucleotides long. Its product is annotated as hemolysin-III related-domain-containing protein. Bases 312 to 1430 code for a protein of 372 amino acids. Lineage: Eukaryota; Fungi; Chytridiomycota; Chytridiomycetes; Polychytriales. Gene Ontology annotation, cellular component: membrane. Gene Ontology annotation, molecular function: signaling receptor activity. The transcript is spliced from 6 exons. The record is from RefSeq and is a predicted model, not a curated record.
GGGCUCAGCGCCAGCAGCAAUCCACCUCCUGCAGACGCAGACGAGCGCCCCCGCAUGAGAUGCAGAUGGCUUGCACCUCGUGAGGGGUAUAAAGACUCGGCCCAAGCCCGUCCGCCCGUCUCCCUCGUCGCCCAGUUGCCGAGACCGGAUCUGGCCACCUGGCUGUCUGUCUGUCUGUCCCCAUAGCGCCCUCGCCCUUGCCGAAUCUCUGCCAAGAACCUCGUCCUCUGCCUGCUCCUUUCCCCACGCCACUUAGCUUUCUCAAGCACCCAAGUUCCAACAGCCGCGCCGUCGCUCAGAUCCCGGCCACUAUGAUCACCACCACCCAGACCAUCUCCUCGACCUACGGCGCCUCGUCGUCGUCCAUUCGCAGCUACUCCUCAGUCACCACGCUCGUGAGCCGCCCGCAUGCCACUGCCAAGGUUUCGCUCUCGCUCGACAGUCCCGACUAUGCAGACGAAGGCGUGGGUCGGAUAAAUUCGGCGAGCAAGCUGACGCAGCCGAGCGACGCCUGUUGCGAGUCCCGGAUACCCCACGCCCAGCCGCUCUCGCUGCUCCCGGGUUGGCUGGGCGGGUCGGGCCAUGCGCCAAAGCUCCGUCACUACUCCGAAGUCCCGCGGUACCUGCAAGACAACGACUUUAUUCACACCGGCUACCGCUCGGGCUACACCUACAAACAAAGCUGGGCCUCAUUCUUUCGCCUCCACAACGAAUCGGGCAAUGUUUGGACACACUCUGUAGCAUUUUGUAUAUUCUUCAGCUCCAUCUUUUUGAUGGCCACCAGCCAAAUCCACCCCGCCGCCACAGUCACCGACAAGAUCGUCAUCGGCCUCUUCUUGCUCUGCGGGAGCUGCACGUUUCUCUUUUCCUCUCUGUUUCAUCUCCACCUCUGCAUUUCCGAGUCGGCGUACGCUUUCUGGGGCUGCCUGGACUACUCGGGCAUCUCGGCCUUGGUGUGCGGCACCACAGCGACGGUGGCCUACUACCUGUUCUACUGCAACCCCGUCAUCCGGACGGCCUGGAUCGCGACCCUGGUCGUGGUCAACAUGGUCGGAGUCCUUGGUCCCCGCCUCAAGGUCUGGAGCACGUCGGCCUUCCGGGUUUACCGCACCCUGGUGUACAUCUCCUCGGGAGUCUUGAGCGGCGGCCCGGUCGUGCACUACUGCAUCCUGAACGGCAUCAACCUGAGCCUCUCGGACCUGAACGCGACAUGGUUCUAUGCUGGAUCGGUGGGGCUGUACCUUACCGGCGCAGUGUUCUAUGUCCUGAGGUUUCCUGAACGCGCUCUCCCGGGCAAGUUUGAUCUGCUCCUGCACAGCCAUCAGAUUUGGCAUGUCUUUGUGAUGACGGCUGCCUAUGUGUCGUUCCAGGGGCUCUUGCAUCUGAUGGAAUGGCGGCUCAACCAAGGCGUCUGCCCAGCCCGUUCAUAGCUCCUCCUGCGUACCUGACUCCCAUCCUGUAGUUCCUCCUGAUCAAUUCUCGGAGUGUGAAUAUGAUGCUGCUUUCCUUGAUUCAGGAAAAUACGGGACGCAUCGCCCCAUUUCCAUUUCGACAGCGCAGCCCUGGACAAGCCUGGAUCCAAUAGGCCAUUUGCUCUGUUGCGCAUCCUGCCCUGAUGCGGACUGGUCAGCGGAUC